UUGUAAGCAAGCUCUAUGAACAGUUUGACUGCUUUAGUGAACUGUGAAUAUCUCAAUUACUGUGUUUCUCUGUUAUAUUGGGUUCAGGUUUAGUUGCAGUCGAGGGACGUCACCCAGAAUCAUAAUGUUUGUCUAAGAGCCUUUCACCAGGUGCAUUGUGGAAUGCAGGACUUAUAUAUCAGGAAGGCACCCAAACACACUGAUACACCCUAACACUUUUAUUAUUACCUAUUAAUAAUAAUAACACUAUUAUUAUAACCUAAAUACAGUAAGUAAUGAAUUUUGUUAGUACACAUUUUAAAUUUACCUUUGAGCAAUUUGGGAGCCUAUAUAUAAAUAAUAUAUAAAAGUCUGUACCCACACUGAAAAUCUGAAACUGAAAAUAAACUCCAUGGUAUAAAUUUAGUCUCAUUGUGAGACAUACAUGAAGAUUGAAGGACACAGUUUAACAAAUGCAGCACUGCGUGUUCUUGCCCUACAUAGGGAAGUAAGUACCUAUUCGGUUGAUUAUCAUCACUAUUAUUACCUCAAUCUGCAUUCUUUAUGAUUAAAGUUGUUGCUUACUUGUUAUUUAUAUUCUCUGCGCCCUUUUUUAUGUUUGGGGAGAUUUUGUUGCAUGUAAAACAUGCAAUGAUAUAUUGAUUGCCUUUAUAAAACUAAAUAUUUUCUUCCUCAUGGGAUGGGAGUCAUUAAAUACAUAAAAAAAUUAAAACAAAUAUUUUGGCUAUGAUUGCAGCUUAGCCUGUGAUGGCUUUGUUUAGGUUUGUCCUCUGCCACCCUGGCUCUCUCUAGAUGUCCUCAUGAAAAGUAAUCUCUUUUUUUUUUUUACAUUCACAUGAAUUGCAAUUUAAGCUUUUCUAGACACACCAUGUAUUAAAGGAUUAGGUCUAAAGCCUAGGUGGGAGAUGUGGUUUUAUGGGCUUAAUGAAAUCAGGAAGAUAGGCUCCUUUCCAUUUCAGGUGCUACUUCCCAAACUCAACAGAAAGAAUAUGAACAAUUAAUUUUUUGUUUUUUUAGGAAUUUCUAGCUUUUUCCUUGGUUCAAAAAUGUCACACUAACAUAAAGUAUUAUUAUUUUUUUAUAACUGUAUUUUACAUGAACACUAAUUUUCAAGCUGUGAGAAAGUUAAAUCAAUGUUUAAACAUCCAUCACAAAAAUUUAAAGGUUUUUUCAGUUUUCACUCGUAAUAUACUCAUUUAAUGACUUUAAUAAUAAUGCGUGCUUGCGGAUUUUACCAGUGAUCAGUAACCAGAAGUUUAGAAAAUCUAAUUAUAUAAGUGCCAAAACUGCCUGUUAUCUUAUCUGAAGGCAAUAGUGGUGAUUUACUUUGUUUGGAUCCCUUUGAAAAUUAAAUUUCCAGGAAUCCAAUACGGAGGCUUGACGUAGUCUAUUAUCUUCUGUAAUUCAUAUGUUUAGGUCGCAUUAGCUGUGCUGUAGAAAGCAAAGAAUGUAUCUCUUUGAGUGUCAAGUGAUUUUGGCAUAGAUUAUCUUUAGCAAAGCUGAAGUACAUCUGGAUUUGUUUGUUCUGACAUUAACUUGUUUCUGACCUUCACCACAAGUUUCGGUCAAUUAUUAAUUUCACAACUUUUUUCCACAGCAUGGUGCCAAAUCAAUUGUUUCCCCAGAUCCAGAACUUUUCAUCUGACACAUGAUAGUAGGGGCAGAGGGCUAGUAGACCUUUGCGACACAUCCGUCAAUUAUUCAGGAGUAAGCAUGCUUGCUGGUUUAGGUUUCCCUAGUGCAGAUACAAGAUGACUAUCACAUAGCAAAACAAUGUCUGUGUCAAAAAAGGACACCAUUCGGUCUAGCAAAGUGUUUAUGUAUAUUCUGAUAAUUUUCUCUUAUGGUAAGUCAAUCAUAUUACAGUUGGUACCAUUACAAGUUAUGACACCUUACAUUUAAAACAGUGUUCUUUUUUAAGGGUAUGCAAAUAAUGCCUUUUGCAAAUGCAAAGCUGCCUUAUACAAUCUCUCAAAGCCUUGCUAAUCAACAACACUGUUGUCAUGUGUUCAUGGGAAAGAACUUUGAUCCUCAGCAUUUGCUGUGCAAACAGCAGCAUCCUGGUCAUAUAGUCUUAUGUUUGUAAUUGAAAUAGCCUAUCAGCUAUCUCCACCUCUUAAGUAAAUUACAUUUACCAUUCUCACAGAUUAUGCCUGUAAUAGUCAGGGUAUGUUAGCUAUUUUCAUAGUCAAAUAGACAUACCAUCCAUUAAAACAAAAUAAUCUGGCAUAAACACAUAGUAAUUACUCUAUUCACAAUGUAAUGUACAUGUUUUGUUUCAUUGGAUUGCACUGGAGAAAUGCCACCGUCAAUAAAAUGUUAGUUCUUCAAGAAAACUGAAAGGAUAAAUAAUCCUCUGAAGCUCUUGUGUAGUGUGUUUUCAUAGCAAUCACCUGCACCAGGUGGAAUGAUACUGGUCCCCGCCCUCUGAGAACACAGGAUGCAAAUGCUCUUGUUGUACAUAUCAGGUUUUUAGUCAUUCUGUGGGAGGAGAGACAGCUGACAGUGUGCUUCUGCUCACAGAUACUAAACUACAACCUAAACUGCCUGGAAUACAUUAGGGAAGAAGCUUCAAAUAAAAUCCAAUGUCCAGUGGACCACCAUAGAUUUCACUACAGAGAUGCCAAUUGCAGAAUUGCUUGGAGUGCACUUUGACAUGCAGCUCCUGGGCAAACUGACUCUAUCCGUGGCCACCAUGCUAUUUGUCUCCUUGGUUUUCAGAUUCUACAACUCCAGGGCACGAAACAGACGGCGAGGAAGUGAAAGAAGGGGUGUGCAAGCAACCCAAACGAGCUACACUGCCUGCAAUACUGUGCAAGAACCACAGAGUAAAACUGCAAAGGAGGAGUCUGACAGGGAAAAUCGUUUUCAGCAAUCUUCAGAGAAACCCUUGCAAGAAAGCCUUAAAGAAGACAAUUCUGCCUUGAAAAGGGGUCAGCCUGAAACUAUGGACUUGGACAGCAGUGCAAAGGAGGAACCUGCAAAUAAAAGCAACGCAACCGAAGAUACAGCUGAGGUGAAGAGUGUCAAACCAAAGUUGACCCUACAGCUUCCUGGUGUGAGCGAAAAAGGUCCAGGGAGUCCAAGUGGUCGCCGAUCCCCAGUCAUAAUGAAGAAGCUGGAAGGUGGCACAGGUGUUGGCAGGCAGCUGAUACAAGACGUUGGUCACCAAGGAAUGUUCUCCAGUUUUCAGUCGAAGGCAGAGAUUAAAGUAGAGAAUGCUGACCUUAUCUUGGAUGGGCCAGGGAAUUGUAGAACGGGUGUCCAUGGAAAAAUCUAUGAGUACUAUGUAGAGUCCUCUUCUCAUUUCAUCUCAGAUUUAGGUCCUACCCCAUCUGUCAGUCCAGUUUAUGGUCAUAACGAAAACAGCACUUUGUUUAAAUCGCAAUCAUUGGAUUUACCCAGUUUUAAGGACCGAUCUCGAUCACCAAGUCCACAACCUUCUAGUUUCAUAAUGCGCGAUCUCGAAAUUGCUCCACAAAUUGCUAACGAGCCUCCCUCGACAUUCAAACCAACUGUGAGGUACAGCAGGCAAGUAGUCAUUCGUCAGGACAGCUAUCUUACUGCUGCCAGUGACUCAGAGCUUCCAAUCCCCUUGCCUACACAGAGGGCUUUAACACCUCGCAGCUGUUCUCCAGCACAACCCAAUGACAUCCCUUUAAGCCCAUUAGAUUCUGAUAGAGCAAACCUGGAUGCGCCGGAGGAACCACAAGUCGAAACUGUUGCCGGAGCAAAAUUCUUACACUUUCCAGAGAACAUGGGAAAUGCAGAACUAGAGAGUCUAACUGGGAAGCUCGAUUUAGGCAACUGCUUGGAGGCUUUAACACUUGCUAAAAAACACGGUCACACUGCCCUUCAGCAAGCUGCUCUCCGUGUCAUGUCUGAUAAUUACCUUCAGGUCCUCAGAGACCCAGGCCUCUUUGGCAGGCUGAAAGCAGGGGAGCGUGAUCACAUCCAAACACAACGCAUGAGAGGAAGGAAGUGGUUAGUGGUGGCAGAUAUGGAUUCCCCGGAUUGGAGUAGACGUCCGUCACAGUCGACGGAUUUAGAGUCUGAAUCAGUUAAGUCGUCCAGCGGUAUUUAUUACUACGACGAUUAUAAGGACGCUUGGCACCUUCAUACCCACAUUCCCCAGGAGGUGUUAUCUAAAGGUUGCGCCAUGUGCACCAUGGAUAAUUAUCUAUUUAUCGCUGUUGGUUUCCAAGGCCCAGACCGUGAAGCAACCCCUUCGAAGAAAGUGUACUGUUACAACCCAAUAACUUCCAUUUGGAGUGAAAUAAGCCCCAUGAAUGAAGCAAGGCCUCACUGCAAACUCGUGGCUCUGCAGGGCCAUCUGUAUGCCAUUGGAGGCGAAUGCCUAUCAACGGUUGAGCGCUAUGACCCCAGGACAAACCGAUGGACCUUUGUGGCACCUCUUCCUAAUGAGACAUUCGCCGUGGCGCACAAGGCCACAGCUUGCAACGGUGAACUGUUUGUUGCAGGGGGCACGUUGAGAUACACCCUUUUGCGCUAUAAUCCCAAGACCAACACAUGGAGAGAGAGCAUGAUUGUGGGCAGUAAGGACAAGACCACAGAAAUAGUGGCGGUCAGGAACUUCUUGUAUCGCUUUGACGUCAGUCCCCUCGGCAUCAGUGUGUAUCGCUUUCACGCAGUGGCCCGGCUGUGGUACGAAUGCUCUUCAAUACGCUUUCCACAUUGCACAGCCUUUCAGUGUGUGACUAUGGACAAUAUUAUCUACUGUGUGAGUCGUCAGUUUACCUUAAGGUUCCUUGCAGAUGAAGUAUCUCCGAGCUUUGUAGCACAGGAUUUGAAAGUGCUAUCUCCAGCUAAAGGUAUUUUGUUUCCAUUUGUCCUUGUGCUACCCGACAGGACCACUCAACAAACUUGUGUUUAAAAAAGGUCAGAUCUUUCAAGUAGGAUGUUGUCUGGUAAAAACAAACACUCAGGGCCAUAGUAUAAACAUGUUAAAGAAAUGCACCUUUUUUAAUUAGUGGCAAUUGAGAUAAAAUAUCAAGGCUAUUACAUGCAAUUAUUGUACAGCUAGAUUACCCAGCACUUACUGAUAAAUAAAUCUGCUGUUGCAGUGAAGGCUAUUUGUUUGUUUGGGCCUUCAAACCACUCUGAUGUCUAAAUCAACCUUUAAUUCCUGGAAAUGUCUUGUGCAAGUGCUUAAAAUGUUUCAGUAAAUAUACUGCUUUUGAAACACUGUGUGGAUAAUGUUAACCAAUCAAUACUGUGUGUAGAAUAAAGCUGAACUGCAAUUGCGGAGCUGGCAUCAUAAACAACAUGAAUGGCUGCCAUUAGUACAAUUUAUGUAAGUUCUCUAAUUAUAUUCAUAGCUUUUUUUUCUUUCCUUUAUGCAUAUUUGCAGUUUCUCUGCAUAUCGCACGAUCAAUCUUACAUGAUACCGGCAUGUUGUUAUAUAAAAUGUAAAUCUAUACGUUGUACUGUAUUUUAUGUAAUUUUCCAUGACAUUUCUAUAAAAUUUGUCAUCUUGUCACAAGGGGAUUUUUACAGAUCCAUGGCUUUACUCGUCACGCAUCUUUAAUUUCUUAAAACAUUUUAUGUCAACACUGUGUGGUUCUUUGCAAAGACAGUUUAACAUCACAAGCGUUUUGGGGAGCCCAGAAGAAAGGUUUAUCCUUGUGUAUUCGAUUAAACUGUAUAGAGAGAGAACUAAUGACUUAAUGGGUAAGGAAAGAGUAUAACGCUUUGCCUCUUCGUGCACUUUUCUGUCUCUAUCUUCUAAAGAACAGGGAAUAAAAUUCUCUCAUCUAUUAUAA
Messenger RNA from Puntigrus tetrazona (Sumatra barb), 5783 nucleotides. RefSeq names its product kelch domain containing 7A (gene klhdc7a). The record is from RefSeq and is a predicted model, not a curated record. Lineage: Eukaryota; Metazoa; Chordata; Actinopteri; Cypriniformes; Cyprinidae. The coding region runs from base 2621 to 4894 and encodes 757 amino acids. The transcript has a single exon. Gene Ontology annotation, molecular function: protein binding.